Messenger RNA from Fusarium venenatum, 1389 nucleotides. RefSeq names its product glycosyl hydrolase family 76-domain-containing protein. Gene Ontology annotation, biological process: carbohydrate catabolic process; fungal-type cell wall biogenesis. The record is from RefSeq and is a predicted model, not a curated record. NCBI's taxonomy places the organism in Eukaryota, Fungi, Ascomycota, Sordariomycetes, Hypocreales, Nectriaceae. Gene Ontology annotation, molecular function: mannan endo-1,6-alpha-mannosidase activity.
AUGCGAUCGCUGCUCCAGACGACUACUGCCGUCCUUGGCUGGACGGUCGCAGCAAAUGCAUACGAUCUGACAAUAAAUGAUAAGAAAUCGGUCGAGAGUGCAGCCGGCAAGGCAGCCAAGGGCUUGACAAGUUGGUACACAGGAAUGAACCCAGGCGAUACAGCAGGAAAUUUGCCGGAUCCUUACUACUGGUGGGAGGCUGGAGCCAUGUUUGGUACUCUAGUUGAUUACUGGUGGCUUACAGGAGACGACAAAUACAACGCCAUCACAAAACAAGCCCUGAUCCAUCAAGCUGGAACAGACGGCGACUACAUGCCCGAUAACCAAACCAUGACCGAAGGAAACGACGACCAAGGCUUCUGGGCUAUGGCCGCAAUGUCAGCAGCCGAGCACCAAUUCCCAGACCCCCCUGACGACGUCCCUGGAUGGCUCGCACAGGCGCAAGCCGUCUUCAACGAAUACGUCAGCCGCUGGGACGACGAGUAUUGCGGUGGUGGAAUGCGCUGGCAGAUUUUCAAGUGGAACACCGGUUACGACUACAAGAACGCCAUCUCCAACGGCUGCUUCUUUAACAUCGCCUCUCGCCUGGCGCUGUAUACGGGCAACGACACUUAUGCAGACUGGGCUGAAAAGGUUUGGGACUGGCACACCAAGGCCGGAGUUGUUACCUCCAAGUUCGAAGUUCUUGAUGGUGUCCACAUUGGCAAGUCCAAGUCCGCAGUUUGCGACGAUAUCGACAAGACGCAGUGGUCCUACAACACCGGUAUCUUCCUUCACGGCGCUGCCACCCUAUACAAUCUCACUUCAGCCGACAAGUGGAAGAAGCGCACCGACGGCCUUCUCGAUGACGUCUUCAACAAGUUUGUCAAGAACGAGAUCAUCUACGAGCAGUUUUGUGAGCCGCAUAAGCAGUGCAGUCAGGAUCAGCAGAGCUUCAAGGGAUAUCUCGCCCGAUGGUUGGCUGCCACCACACAGCUAUACCCAGCUACCAACGACAAGAUCAUAAAGCUCCUCAAGACAAGUGCCCAGGCUGCUGCCAAGGUCUGCACUGGCUCUGGAGAAGGCUACAAGGGUCCUGCCGGUACAGCAUGCGGCUUCUCUUGGACAACCGACACUUUCGAUGGCUCUGUUGGUGUAGGUCCCCAGAUGAACGCCCUCUCCAUUCUCAUGUACACUCUUGUCGAGAGCGCGAAGGGACCCGUCACCUCCAAGACUGGAGGAACUUCCAAGGGCGACCCUGGUGGUGGUAACACUGAUGCCAACGAUGACGAUGGAACGCCCAAGAGAAAGGAAAUCACUGGAGCCGACAAGGCUGGUGCUGGUAUCUUAACGUUCCUCUUCGUGGCUGGUGUUAUUGGAGGUGUUUCUUUCCUCGUCCUUGACUUUUAG